Carlito syrichta (Philippine tarsier) is the source of this 1495-nucleotide messenger RNA. RefSeq names its product Bardet-Biedl syndrome 5 (gene BBS5). Gene Ontology annotation, molecular function: phosphatidylinositol-3-phosphate binding. Gene Ontology annotation, biological process: cilium assembly; intracellular transport. NCBI's taxonomy places the organism in Eukaryota, Metazoa, Chordata, Mammalia, Primates, Tarsiidae. Gene Ontology annotation, cellular component: ciliary basal body; BBSome. The record is from RefSeq and is a predicted model, not a curated record. The coding region runs from base 113 to 1138 and encodes 341 amino acids. The transcript has 12 exons.
CUCGGCGCCUGCCGUAGACAUCGGGACUCCGGCGGCCUGUUGUCUUGGAGCCGGCGAGUAGCGUCUGGGCCUCCACCACUGUGGAGAGCGUCGACCGCGAGCUUUGGUCACCAUGUCGGUGCUGGACGCUCUUUGGGAAGACCGGGAUGUCCGCUUCGACGUGUCCUCGCAACAAAUGAAAACAAGACCUGGAGAAGUCCUUAUUGAUUGUUUAGAUUCAAUUGAAGACACCAAAGGAAAUAAUGGGGAUAGAGGUAGACUGUUAGUGACAAAUCUAAGAAUUAUCUGGCAUUCUCUGGCACUACCAAGAGUCAAUCUUUCUAUCGGUUACAACUGCAUAUUGAAUAUUACAACAAGGACUGCUAACUCUAAAUUACGAGGCCAAACUGAAGCUCUUUAUAUACUUACAAAAUGUAACAGUACUCGUUUUGAAUUUAUAUUUACAAAUUUGGUUCCUGGAAGUCCUAGACUUUUUACUUCUGUGAUCGCAGUACACAGAGCAUAUGAAACUUCUAAAAUGUAUCGUGAUUUUAAAUUGAGAAGUGCACUAAUUCAAAACAAACAACUAAGAUUAUUACCCCAGGAGCAUGUAUAUGAUAAAAUCAAUGGAGUAUGGAAUUUAUCCAGUGAUCAGGGAAAUUUAGGAACUUUUUUUAUUACCAAUGUGAGAAUUGUGUGGCAUGCAAAUAUGAAUGACAGUUUUAAUGUCAGUAUACCAUACCUGCAAAUUCGUUCAAUAAAGAUUAGGGAUUCAAAAUUUGGUUUAGCUCUUGUCAUAGAAAGCUCUCAGCAGAGUGGAGGAUAUGUUCUUGGCUUUAAAAUAGAUCCUGUGGAAAAACUACAAGAAUCAGUUAAGGAAAUCAAUUCAAUUCACAAAGUCUAUUCUGCCAGUCCUAUAUUUGGAGUUGAUUAUGAGAUGGAAGAAAAGCCACAGCCCCUUGAAGCACUGACGGUCGAACAAACUCAAGAUGAUGUAGAAAUAGACUCUGAUGAUCACACAGACGCUUUUGUGGCUUAUUUUGCUGAUGGCAAUAAGCAACAAGACCGUGAACCUGUAUUUUCAGAAGAACUGGGGCUUGCAAUAGAGAAACUGAAAGAUGGAUUCACCCUACAGGGACUUUGGGAAGUAAUGAGUUGAUCUUGAGUUGAGCGGGAUUUCUAUUUAAAGAUAGCUCAAGAUUAAAGAUACUAGCCACCUGCUAUAAACCAUGGAAUAGUUUUUCUAUUUGCAGUUUUUAUAUUUAAAGCUUUUAAGAGUUUUUUAAUGAUUAAGGAAAAACUAACUUAGAAAACUGCCAGUUUUCCAAAAAUUAUAUUUAAAAUUGUAAUCAAAAUGUACCUAACUUGUAAAUGUUUAUUUUAUACUUAAUAUUUGUAAAGUAUUAGUUUUCAGAUAUUAAAUGACUGUAUCAUGUUGGGUUUAAUAAAGAAUUUGUGCAGCACCAUUUAAUGUUUUGAAAGUGUUAUUUAAAAGAAUAAAGCUAUUCUUGUAGAA